CAUCUAGACAACAAACCUAUGGAUGUGUAUAUAUACACAUAUACAUACAUAUCAGUCACCACUACUUGAAUCAUCUCCGCCGACAACCUUCUAGAAGAUUCCAUCAUCGUCGAUCGAACAACAUGGGUUACCACUCCCACAUCGGGGUCCUGGCCUUCCCGUUCGGCAGCCACGCGGCGCCGCUCCUGGCCCUCGUCAGGCAGCUGGCGGAGUCCAGUCCCGGGACCUGCUUCUCCUUCUUCAACACCGCCGACUGCAACCGAGCAAUCCUGGCCGACCACGUGUCCCCCAAUAUCAAGGCGUACGACGUGCGGGACGGCGCGCCGGAGGGCGCCGCCGCCGCCGCCAGCCAUAUGGAAGCCAUUAGAUUGUUCCUUGCAGCGUCGCCGGGGAACUUCGAGGCCGGCAUGGAGGAGGCGGAACGCGCCGCCGGCGUCGGCAUCGGAUGCCUGAUCACCGACGCGUUCCUGUGGUUCGCCGCCGAUUUGGCGGCGAACCGGCGGAUCCCGUGGGUGGCGCUCUGGACCGCCGCCGCGUGCGCACUGGCGACGCACAUGUACACUCAGGAAAUCGUGAAGGCUGUCGCCUCACCCGCGGAGGCCACCGGAGAAUCAAUUCAACAGGUUCUGUCAUUCACUCCUCCAGGCCUCCCGCCGCUGCAAAUCGCUGAUCUCCAGCCGGAAAUUUUCAUCGACGACCGGAAUCCGUCGCCGCUGGCCGCGACGAUCAACAACAUGGUCGAAAAACUCCCCAAAUCCACCGCCGUCGUCCUCAAUUCCUUCGAGGAAAUCGACCCUAUCGUCGCGCAAGACCUAAAAUCAAAAUUCAACCACUUCCUCAGCGUCGGCCCGGCGGCACUCCGCCGCCUGCCGCAGCCGCCGCCGGGCGACGAUUCCGGCUGCCUCUCCUGGCUGGAAAAGCUACCGACGCCGAGAUCGGCGAUCUACGUCAGCUUCGGGACGGUAAUCGUCCCGCCGGAGAAUGAGCUCCUCGCGCUCGCCGAAGCCCUAGAAUUUUGUAAAUUCCCAUUCCUCUGGUCUCUGAAGGAGGCGGCGGCGAAGGCUUUGCCGGAAGGAUUUCUCCGGCGGACGGCGGAGUACGGACGGGUGGUGCCGUGGGCGCCGCAGCCGUGGAUUCUCCGGCACGGAAGCGUAGGGUUGUUCGUCACUCACGGCGGCUGGAAUUCGAUUCUGGAGAGCAUCUGCGGCGGCGUUCCGAUGGUCUGCCGGCCGUUCUUCGGCGACCAGAAGCUGAACGGAAAAAUGGUGGAGGAUUCGUGGAAGAUUGGGGUUAGGGUUAGGGAUGGAGUUUUCAGGAAGGAUGAAACGGUUAGGGUUUUGCAGAGGAUGAUGUCAUCGAGGGAGGGAGAUGACGCCAGGGAGAAUGUUGUGAAGAUGAAGGAGAAAGCUGAAAAGGCAGUUGGAAAUGAUGGAAGUUCGACUAAGAAUUUCAAGAAAUUGUUGGAAAUAAUUGGCAUUUCCAAAUGAAUUUUUAUAUUGAAUUAGGGACACCCUUUCUAUUAAAUAAAUUAAUAAAGGUACAUGAAUUAAUUUUUUAUGUGAAUAUAAAAAAAUUGUGUUAAAAUUAUAAAAUAUAUUUAUUA
Andrographis paniculata is the source of this 1603-nucleotide messenger RNA. RefSeq names its product flavonol 3-O-glucosyltransferase F3GT2-like. The coding region runs from base 123 to 1487 and encodes 454 amino acids. The record is from RefSeq and is a predicted model, not a curated record. Gene Ontology annotation, molecular function: UDP-glycosyltransferase activity. The transcript is spliced from 2 exons. NCBI's taxonomy places the organism in Eukaryota, Viridiplantae, Streptophyta, Magnoliopsida, Lamiales, Acanthaceae.